AUGAAUAUCACGUCAGCCGCAGGGAUAAUAUCCCUGCUCGAUGAGCCUAUGCACGAAGUGAAAGAAUUUGCACUUAAAAGGUUGGAUAAUAUUGUAGACCAGUUUUGGCCAGAAAUAUCGGAAUCUAUUGAAAAAAUUGAAAUUCUCCACGAAGAUAAAGUGUUUUCGCAACAUCAACUUGCAGCUUUAGUGGCCAGUAAAGUGUAUUAUCAUCUGGGUGCUUUCGAAGACUCAUUAACGUACGCACUCGGUGCAGGUGAUUUGUUUGAUGUAAAUGCAAGAAAUGAAUAUGUUGAUACAACAAUUGCAAAAGCAAUUGAUUUCUAUACUCAAAAACGGAAGGCUUUGUUUGUGGACAGUUCAUCGGAACCAAUCGAUCCUCGCUUGGAGGCCAUCGUGAAUCGCAUGUUUCAAAGAUGCCUUGAUGAUGGACAGUAUCGACAGGCUCUUGGGUUAGCGCUUGAAACUCGUCGCAUGGAUAUCUUUGAACAAUCCAUCAUGAAAUCUGAUGAUAUACCAGGAAUGCUUCAGUAUGCCUUCACAGUUGCGAUGAGUCUACUGCAAAAUAGAGGAUUUCGUAGCACAGUUUUACGCUCCCUUGUGGGUUUGUAUAGAGGACUGAAUGUUCCAGACUAUGUCAACAUGUGUCAAUGCUUAAUCUUCCUCGAGGACCCAUUAUCGGUUGCGGAAAUUCUUGAUAAACUAACCCAUGGACCACAGGAAUCUGUUCUUAUGGCUUAUCAGAUAGCAUUUGACUUGUAUGACUCCGCUACACAACAGUUCUUAGGGAGAGUAUUACAAGCUUUAAGAACUACCGCACCUAUUCCCGGUGCCCUUGGUGGGAAACCACAACCUCAGGGUGGACCUUUUCCAGAAUCAUCGAUGGAAGUCGAUCAGGCACCUACUGAAGAAUCCAAGAAACCAGAAAGAGAUAUAGAUAGUCUGAAUGAUGAAGAAAAGGAGCAUCAAAAAAGGGUUGAAAAGUUAAUAUCCAUCCUAGGAGGUGACGUGUCUAUAGGGCUACAGUUACAGUUCUUAAUCAGGUCAAAUCAUGCUGAUAUGCUUAUUUUGAAGAAUACAAAGGAUGCCAUCAGAGUUUCUAUAUGCCAUACAGCAACAGUCAUAGCAAAUGCUUUUAUGCAUGCAGGGACAACCAGUGAUCAAUUUUUGAGGGACAACCUAGAAUGGCUCGCAAGGGCAACUAACUGGGCUAAGUUAACAGUUACAGCAUCUCUUGGUGUCAUUCACAGAGGUCACGAAAAUGAAUCGUUAGCUCUUAUGCAAUCAUAUUUACCGAAAGAAGCAGGCCCUUCAUCAGGCUACUCAGAAGGUGGUGGUCUGUAUGCUUUAGGCUUAAUCCAUGCCAACCAUGGUGCCAAUAUCAUUGACUAUCUUUUAACACAAUUAAAAGAUGCUCAGAAUGAAAUGGUACGCCAUGGUGGGUGCCUUGGUUUGGGCUUAGCUGCUAUGGGUACCCACCGGCAGGAUGUUUAUGAACAACUUAAAUUUAAUUUGUAUCAAGAUGACGCUGUCACUGGUGAAGCUGCAGGUAUUGCAAUGGGUAUGGUCAUGUUAGGAUCGAGAAAUGCAGCGGCUAUUGAGGAUAUGGUAGCUUAUGCCCAGGAAACUCAACACGAAAAGAUCUUGCGCGGUUUAGCCGUUGGUAUUUCGUUUACCAUGUAUGGACGACUUGAAGAAGCUGACGCUCUUGUUCAACAAUUACUUAGAGAUAAAGAUCCCUUAUUGAGACGUGCUGGUUGCUACACUAUUGCAACUGCGUAUUGUGGCACGGGUAAUAAUGAUUCUAUUCGUACCCUCCUUCACGUUGCUGUUUCUGAUGUUAAUGAUGACGUACGUCGCGCGGCUGUUACUGCUCUUGGCUUCUUGCUAUUUAGAACCCCUGAACAAUGUCCAUCUGUAGUUUCCCUACUAGCGGAGUCUUAUAACCCUCAUGUUCGUUACGGCGCUGCUAUGGCUUUGGGCAUAGCUUGCGCUGGUACUGGUAACCGUGAAGCUAUCGGUCUCCUAGAACCCAUGGUCAAAUUUGACCCCGUUAAUUUUGUCAGGCAAGGAGCGUUAAUUGCGUCAGCAAUGAUACUCAUUCAACAAACUGAGGCUCUCUGUCCUAAGGUCACAUACUUCCGUCAACUUUACGCACAAGUCAUCUCAAAUAAGCAUGAAGAUGUUAUGGCUAAAUUCGGCGCUAUCUUAGCUCAAGGUAUUAUUGACGCCGGUGGACGAAAUGUAACAGUAUCCCUUCAAAACAGAACCGGCCAUAUGAACAUGCUGGCUGUAGUGGGCAUGUUAGUUUUCACCCAGUAUUGGUAUUGGUUCCCACUUGCUCACUGCUUGUCCCUAGCAUUUACUCCAACUUGUUUGAUUGCACUUAACUCUGACCUAAAAAUGCCUCAACUAGAAAUAAAAUCAAAUUCGAAACCAUCGCUCUACGCUUACCCAGCACCUUUGGAAGAGAAGAAACGCGAAGAAAGGGAGAGAGUUACUACUGCCGUAUUGAGUAUCGCCGCUGCAAGAGCACGCAGGAGGGCGCACGGAACUGAUAGUUCUAGUAGCAGUGCUACAACUUCAACCACAUCAAAAAUGGAGGUAGAUGAAGAAGAAAAGAAGCCAUCAAAAUCGCCCAAUCCUAAUAUCACUGUUCAUGGUAAAUCCGAAAAGGAUGCCGCACCAUCGAAAGAAGGGAAAAAGGAAGAAAAAGAAGGCGAAGAAAAAGAGUCUAAAGAGAAGAAAGAACCUGAACCCAACUUUGAGAUUCUGAACAAUCCAGCUAGAGUAAUGAGGCAACAACUUAAAGGCAUAUCUAUUGUUGAAGGCUUUGGUUUUUCUCCUUUGAAAGACAUUACCAUUGGAGGUAUUGUUAUGCUAAAUCACUCUGGUGAUGUUGAGCAAUUUCUUGUUGAACCUGUUGCAGCGUUUGGUCCAAAAACGGAGGAAGAGAAAGAGCCCGAGCCACCAGAACCAUUCGAGUACUUGGAUGAUUGA
Parnassius mnemosyne (clouded apollo) is the source of this 3000-nucleotide messenger RNA. Lineage: Eukaryota; Metazoa; Arthropoda; Insecta; Lepidoptera; Papilionidae. The record is from the annotation of a GenBank genome assembly.